CCCCUGUGCGGGCCAGCCCUCGGGUUCCAGAAAGCCCCUGCUGCCCCGGCCACCUUGCGCGCUCUCUGCUGGGUCUCCACCCUCCCUCGGCUUCCUCUGCGACUUCGCCCCUCAAGACAUGGCUGCCCAGUGUGUCACAAAGGUGGAGCUAAAUGUUUCCUGUGACAACCUUUUGGAUAAAGACGUAACGUCGAAGUCGGAUCCUUUGUGUGUGCUGUUUUUGAGCACAAGUGGUCAACAGUGGUAUGAGGUUGAACGGACAGAAAGGAUUAAGAAUUCUUUGAAUCCCAAAUUUUCUAAGACAUUUAUUAUUGAUUACUACUUUGAAGUGGUUCAGAAACUGAAAUUUGGUAUUUAUGACAUCGACAACAAAACCAUUGAGCUGAGUGAUGAUGACUUCUUAGGAGAAUGUGAAGUCACUCUUGGACAAGUUGUUUCCAGUAAGAAGCUAACUCGACCACUGGUGCUCAGAAAUGGCAGGCCUGCAGGGAAAGGAAGCAUUACGAUUUCAGCAGAAGAAAUCAAGGAUAACAGAGUGGUAUUGUUUGAAAUGGAAGCCAGAAAACUGGAUAAUAAGGAUCUGUUUGGAAAGUCAGAUCCAUACUUGGAGUUUCACAAACAGACAUCAGAUGGCCACUGGCUGAUGGUUCACCGAACAGAGGUCAUAAAAAACAACCUGAAUCCUGUGUGGAAGCCUUUUAAAAUCUCUCUUAACUCUCUGUGCUAUGGAGAUAUGGACAAAACCAUUAAGGUAGAGUGUUAUGAUUAUGACAAUGAUGGAUCACAUGACCUUAUUGGAACAUUUCAGACCACCAUGACAAAACUCAAAGAAGCCUCCCGAAACUCACCUGUUGAAUAUGAAUGCAUAAAUGAAAAAAAGAGACAGAAGAAAAAAAGCUACAAGAAUUCAGGUGUGAUCAGUGUGAAGCACUGUGAGAUUACUGUAGAGUGCACAUUUCUUGACUACAUCAUGGGAGGGUGCCAGCUGAAUUUUACUGUGGGAGUGGACUUCACCGGCUCCAAUGGUGACCCCAGUUCUUCAGAUUCCCUGCAUUACAUCAGCCCUAAUGGUGUCAAUGAGUAUCUGACUGCCAUCUGGUCUGUGGGAUUGGUAAUUCAAGAUUAUGAUGCUGAUAAGAUGUUUCCAGCUUUCGGCUUUGGAGCUCAGGUGCCUCCUCAGUGGCAGGUGUCUCAUGAAUUUCCAAUGAACUUUAACCCAUCAAACCCCUAUUGUAAUGGAAUCCAAGGCAUUAUAGAGGCUUAUAGGACCUGUCUUCCUCAGAUAAAACUCUAUGGACCAACUAAUUUUUCUCCAAUUAUAAAUCAUGUGGCCAGGUUUGCAGCUGCAGCCACACAGCAGAGGACAGCAUCUCAAUACUUUGUGCUCUUGAUCAUCACGGAUGGUGUGAUCACAGACCUUGAUGAAACUAGACGCGCGAUCGUCAACGCUUCCAAGCUGCCCAUGUCUAUCAUCAUCGUGGGAGUGGGGGGAGCCGACUUUAGUGCCAUGGAGUUUCUGGAUGGUGAUGGGGGGAGUCUCCGUUCCCCAUCAGGAGAGGUGGCCAUAAGAGAUAUUGUUCAGUUCGUGCCUUUCAGACAGUUCCAGAAUGCUCCAAAAGAAGCCCUUGCUCAGUGUGUCUUGGCAGAGAUUCCCCAGCAGGUGGUGGGCUACUUCAACACCUACAAACUCCUUCCUCCCAAAAACCCCGCUGUGAAGUAGGAGGCAGGACACCUCCAGAAUUCCUAAGCUGUGUGGAGCAAUGGCAUCUCUUAUGCAGAAUGAUUUAUCUACCUUAUAUGCUUUUCACCCACAGUGUUCCGGAUAGAAACCCAUCUUUUUGUACGUAUUUUAUCUGUUUAAAGCAUACAUUUUAUACUUUUUGAAAAGGACAAUAGCAAGUCUGUCUCUGCUUAGUAAAUUCAAUGAUUGUUAGUGAUUUAUAGAAAUUCUAAGAGUGCUAUUUGGAAUUGUAUUUAAUGUGGGAAAAGUGGGAAUUUGUCGGUUUGUUGUCUACUUUAUAUAAUGAAAAUUCCAUUUUAAAAUGUAGUCAGAGCAAAUGAGGAAUUACAAGAUGAUGUGGUUUGCAGGUUGCUAUACUGUUGAUAGUAAAUAUACUCUGUACUUGUGACUGAGAGAGCUCCUUAAGACAAAUAGUACUGAACUGUUAUCUGUUACUCUGUAUUUUGUCCCUUUUCAUGCUGCAAUAAUGCAUUAUGCAUUAUACAAAGCUGUUUUCACUCGGUCUUCAUGAAAAGCAAG
This is a messenger RNA of Arvicola amphibius (Eurasian water vole), 2260 nucleotides long. RefSeq names its product copine 3 (gene Cpne3). The transcript has 16 exons. Gene Ontology annotation, biological process: cellular response to calcium ion; ERBB2 signaling pathway. Gene Ontology annotation, cellular component: plasma membrane. Bases 119 to 1720 code for a protein of 533 amino acids. Lineage: Eukaryota; Metazoa; Chordata; Mammalia; Rodentia; Cricetidae. Gene Ontology annotation, molecular function: receptor tyrosine kinase binding; calcium-dependent phospholipid binding. The record is from RefSeq and is a predicted model, not a curated record.